CCCCACACUGCUAACUCGCAGUUCUCAAUCAAUUGGGCAGCACAAGACACUGCAUCAAGCACUUCAGAUGAUCAGAAAUCGGGAAUCGCAGAUGCCAAUCUCAAUACAGGCAACAGUACAAUUUCAGAUGAGACUAUUGUCCGUAGAAGCACAUUUGGAGAUUUCAGUGCCUAUGUUGAGGGUGUUGGAGGUGGCAAAGGCAAGGCCGAGAAGCGUUCAAGAACUAUGUCAGGAGUGCCGGAUAUUGGAAAGAAGGCUUCCUCAUCUGUGUCCACAAAUCUCCUUCCAAACAUCCAAUUCCGCAUUUCUGCGCGUUCUUCAAAAUCCAAACCUUCACCAUCUUCUAGGAAAGGCUCCAGUGUCGGUGAUGUUGAAGCUGGACUCCUUAGCUCCAACUCGGUAGGUUAUCUCUCUAAUCCUCUAUUCUUGUAA
Molecule: messenger RNA, 432 nt
Organism: Rodentolepis nana
Lineage: Eukaryota; Metazoa; Platyhelminthes; Cestoda; Cyclophyllidea; Hymenolepididae
Source: the annotation of a GenBank genome assembly